UUAGAGGGGAACGGGUGCUGUUUCUAGGAAUGUUUUUUUCCCUGCUCCUUGCAUAUGUUGUAAGUGGGCUUGCAGUUAUGAUAGAUUUUGAGCAAAGACAUACAAAAAUAUCUGAAACAGAGUUAAUGCAAGUAAUUUCCAAACUUGUGAACCUUGGCGUUUUUGUUUCAGAUUAUUUGCAGCAAAUUUUAAUGACUAGAGUUGUGGGUUCCGAAAAUCAUGAAAGAGUGAAGAACUUUAUAGUUGACAAAUUGGAAGAGCUAAAGUGGACUGUAGAAGUGGACGCUUUUACUGCACUUACGCCUUUGGGUCGAAGAAACUUUAGUAACGUGAUAGCCUCAGAAAACAUAUACAGCCCUCGAAAACUCGUGUUGGCUGCUCAUUAUGACACUAUUAGUGUGAAAGGAGGUUUUUUACUACAUACAGAGCUUUUAACUGGCGCACCACCGCUCUUCAUAGGAGAAUAUAUUGGAGCCACGGAUGCUGCCGUUUCCGUGGCAAUGCUGUUGUACGUGGCUUCAGUUAUAAACAAAAUUUCAAGAGGUCCAAAGGAUGAAUUGUCUCUGCAGCUUAUAUUUUUUGAUGGUGAAGAGGCAUUUUUGAGCUGGUCCAGUACCGAUAGUCUUUACGGCUCAAGGCAUCUGGCUGGAGAACUGGAAAAAAAACGCGUUCCUUGCAGAAAUAGCAAGGCUUGUACCCAUCUGAAACCGACUCAGCUUCAGGCAAUAGAACUUUUUGUCCUCCUGGACUUGCUCGGCGCCGCUGAUCCUCAGUUCUUCUGUACCGACCGUACUUCCUUGCGUUCUUUUAUUGAGUUCUCUAGAAUCGAAUCCGUCCUAAAGACUAACGGGCUACUGGAUAAGCAUACAACAUCUUAUUUUCAAAAUCCCCACAUCACCUAUUAUGACAAUAAAAUUCAGGAUGAUCAUAUACCUUUUAAAGUGAGAAAUGUUUCGGUGGUUCACUUAAUUCCCGUUCCUUUUCCUCAAGUUUGGCACACACUUUCUGACAAUUUUGAAGCACUAGACCUCCCGACCAUCUCCAAUCUUCUUAAAAUUCUGAUUGGCUAUGUGGCAGAGUACACUCAUUGUUAUAAUGUACCAAAGGGACAAGUUAACCACCAGACAACAUCUCCUCUUCUCAGUUAAUAUUUUUUUUAAGGUAGAGAAGCUUGAAUUGUAGUUUUUCGAGAGGUUGAACUAAGCCAGCAUUAUAGUUGUAUCGACUUCCCUAAUUUUUUCCGCCAUGCGAGUCUUUUUCCAAUAAAGUUUCUUCUCAAUAUACACCGCUUAUUGAAAGUCUAGACUCUUCUAUAGCAGCAUUGAGUGAACAGAUAUUACAAGAGUAUGUGUCUUCGCUUCAUCACCAGCGUCGUUGUUUUGGGUUUUUUUUGCUUUCAAGUAAACUGUUUCAGGUUUCUGCAUUUUUUGUUAUCGGGUAUCGCUGGUAUUUUUAAAG
Molecule: messenger RNA, 1458 nt
Organism: Zophobas morio
Lineage: Eukaryota; Metazoa; Arthropoda; Insecta; Coleoptera; Tenebrionidae
Product: glutaminyl-peptide cyclotransferase-like
Exons: 9
Coding region: 30-1148 (372 amino acids)
Molecular function (GO): glutaminyl-peptide cyclotransferase activity; zinc ion binding
Source: RefSeq, a predicted model, not a curated record